Boeremia exigua is the source of this 1084-nucleotide messenger RNA. RefSeq lists its product as uncharacterized. The transcript is spliced from 2 exons. The record is from RefSeq and is a predicted model, not a curated record. Bases 301 to 987 code for a protein of 228 amino acids. NCBI's taxonomy places the organism in Eukaryota, Fungi, Ascomycota, Dothideomycetes, Pleosporales, Didymellaceae.
AAGUUUGGUUGAACUUCUGGUAGGAUGUCUACAGCAACUCGGUGUAUGAGCUCCAACCCACUGGACUACGGUUUCCAGGCAACUAUCUUUAGAAGGUUUGUAUAAAGGUCUGACAGCUAGGCUUCUAAGACAUGGAGGCGGCAUUAGAAUUUGUUUUCAAGUCAUCGUUCUGCUAGCUGAGCUUACGGUGAGUGUGACAAUGUUGUCGAUCGCCUGAUAUAUAAAGAUACAAAUCUUGCGUUCAAGAACUUAUGAGACAGUUCAUCAUCCUUCGAGCUUCAGAAGAUUGCAGCUGUCAUCAUGAGAGCUUUCACACUACUACCCACUCUUCUGGCGGCAGCCUUUGCCGCGCCCACAACGCCUGCCAUUGCUGCAUCACUUGAAGCACGUACCUUGGGUCUGCUCAGCAAACUCCAAAAUCCAAAGUGUCCCUCAAACACCGCUCAGCCAGACGGCAAGCUGCCUAAAGGCAGCAUCUCAACCUCAGCCCUCGUCCCCAUUAGCGCCAAGAAACCAAACACCGCCUACCCCAACAGCGAGUGGGCGAAAAUCACCCCUGGCGACUUCUGCACAAUAUUCAACCUCGUCCUUGACUCCGAUGCGACUCAGGGCAAGGUCUGCAACCUUGUCUUCGACCUCCCGGACUACCUGCAAGCCCCGGGCUCUUUUGUCUUCCUCGGUAGCGGCGCCUUCACCUUCACCGGCUACGACAUCAAUGCCGGCGCAGUGCCGGGCGAGACCACGUACGCGAAGCAGCCGCGCCCAGGACCGAGUCCGCCUAACCCUCCGCCAAUCAUGAAGCCGGGCAACAGCUAUAUCAUCAACUCAGCACCUUGCGGGAUUCCACCGGGCAUCGGGCCGGUGACGGUCAGUGGCAGUUUGUGCUCGAAGGACACAACGUUCUUGUUCCGUCAGAGCCAAGACAAGUGUCCACUGGGAUUCUAUGUUGUGUAUACAGAGGAUAAGGGGGCGACUGCUCCGCAUUGAGCUGUUCGUGAGGCGAGUGAGGAAGCCUAUGUUCUCCCUGUAUGUCUUUUGUGAUCCUAGUAAUGAUAAUGAUAUCUUUCAGUCGCGCCGUUUCACU